CUGAGGGGCCAGGCACACGGCACAGUGGCCAACGACUGCUUGUCCUGUGGUUUGUCCUCCAGAAACUGCAUGUUACUUUUGGUAGUUCUUGCAGGAUCCUGAUGAAGAAGUUGCAAAUAUGGAGCUGACUAGAAAAAAGCAGUGUGAAAACCAGGUAACCGAUUUGGCUUUAGAUCAUACUCCUGUAAUCUUGUUUAACCCUAUUAUUAUUUUGCAGUACCCUAUUCCUAUUGCAAAUGUGGCGAAACAGGUAUAUACAGGCACCCAUGCUGUACAGAAGUGGGCAAGGGGGACUAUCAACCCUGGCUGAUGAAACAUGCAAAACACUUCAGACUGUACCAGUUGCUCUGGAGUCUUUACAAGAGACGGGGCCUCUGUUGAUCUAAAACAUUGUUAAUACUUCACUAUAAUCAAUUGUCCUGGGAUUGCAAGGGUGCACCUUACAGAAGCCUUCAUUUGCCUUUAAGUCUACGUGGAGGGAUUCUGCACUGACCUCUCUAGAGAGUUGCAGGAGUACAGUCAGUGCUUAUGUGCUGUACCUUGCAGGCCAAAGCAUGGGACCCUUAAGCAUAUGAACAGAAUCAUCUCUUGAGGUGGUUCUCUUCACAGUCAUGUCUUUACUUGUGUAUCACCUGGGAAAGGAAGGAUCCCCAGGACACCUUCUACUGUCAGCUCCAUUCACAUUGACAAGGGUCAUUAUCAGACUGACAGAAAGUAAGGAUUUUGUGAUCAGAACUUUGUAGAGUUUUUAGUAGAUGCGAAUGAAGUAGUAAAAUAGUCUUCCUUUCCCUGUGGAACAAAGGGAUAAUUUCUAUCAAGCCAUUUACCUGUGGAAGUCAGGCCUGCAGUGGAGGUUGGUGGUGAACAUUGCCAAUUUUCUCGAUAAGGCAUCCAGAAUGAUCUGAGUUAGUCAAAACUAACUUUAGUAGUGUCCUCCCCCACACCGUGCCCUUUCCAUAUUCUUCAAAACUGAAAUUCUGUUGGUACUUACAUUGGAUGUUUGUUGGUAUACAGUAAUGAAAGCAUGGUGCUUUUGUACAUUGAUGCCCACUCUAAAUAAAGCAGAAUAGCCUGUUUUCUGAAAUAGAUUGAAUUCCUCCUCUUCCCCCACCCCCCACGCACCCCUUCUUCUUCCUGCAUGUACACACACACUUACUCAGUCAGUAGCACUAAGACUUCAGCCUGUUAAUGCACAUACAGGGUGAUACUUCAGCUGCAAAAGUCAUGAUCGGGGAGCACAGACCAUGCUCAUUUGGUACGCAAGGCUAUGCAUAAUGUGGCACAUGUAACCAGAAGUGGCAGCUGGAAGUUCUAAGACUAAAGUGCUACCAUAACAGAUGGGCAUCAUUGUUUGGAAUGGCCUCUGCUUGUUGCAACUGCAUAUACUAGUUAUCAGUCAACAUAUUAAGCAGGGCUCAAAUGGUGAGCAUUUAAUGAGGGGAUCUCUCCUUCCCUUCUGUCUUUCUCUUGUGCAGUAUAUUAAACUAAUUUCUCACUUCUGACAAGGAAGAGCUGCCUGUCCUUCACCACUGCUUUCUCCUUCACCAAAAUAUUCAUUCUGCUUGAUCUAAGCAAGGGCUUCUUUAUGCAUGUUUAUUGCAUAAUAAUAAGGUAUUGUUAAAAACCUCACAGGAGCCCAAUUCCACCUUCUUUCAUAAAGACAAUGAAAGGAACUUAAUGUUUUCUAUACAUUGGCCUUCAACUUUGAAAGUAGAUAAAGACUUUCAUUUCUGUGUUCCUGUCCUCGUAGCCAUUCAGUGUUACUUCAGGAACGAUAAGUAAAUUGAAACUUAGAUAAUUUAGGCAGUAGGCAUCCAAAAUAUGUAUUUGGGAGUUUUUAAAGUUAAUCUUAGAAUACUGGUGUGAUUUGCCCUUUUGAUUUUGUAAACCAUAAAUAAAAUGUGUACCUGUGUAUCUAUCCCUUCAUAGAGAGGUUUUUUUGUUGUGACAAAGUAGCCAGAUUGUUACAGAUCUGGUUAAAAAGAAGCUAACAUUUGGCUGCACAGCAGCAGCUCUUGAAUCUGUGGUGUGACACAAGCUAUUCUGAUAUAAAUUGCCAUGGGCCACUAAUGAGAAUAUGUUUACUGUUCCAGCAGCAGUAUAGCAGGCUUGUAUGAUAGCCAGUGAGACAGUUAUUUUGUUGAGGCACAACAAUUCUAAAAUGCAAGUAGCUAUAAAUCCACUGCAGCCUGUACCAUAUGACUUCUACAUUAAAUAAAUUGUUUACUGACACUAGUUUAUACACAAGGCAAAAUAUCAUAGUCACAUCCCACUUUACAGCAUCUUCAUGGUCAAUUCAUUAGUUUGUUUCUGUUGAACAUAAGGCCUGAGUUCUUAAUUAGGAUGCUGUUACCCUUUAUGUGAUGAAAGGGUGGCUAUAUCAUCAAGUUUGUGACAGCAGAAUAUUGCAUAAAUUCCGUGUUUGAUUUUAGAGGACUGUCACUGCUGUAAUUCUACUAGCAAUUCUGCUACUAAUUCUGGCUGCUUUUUGUGGAUGGAUACACUUCCAAGGCUCCGUGUAAAACAAAAUUAAUCUAACUAGAUUAGAGUCAUCCAUGCAAUUGUGAUACAAAUUAUAUGGCCACCUCCAUCUAGAGUGGAGAAUUGAAUAUAGAAGUUUGUUUCUUUAUAUGAAACUAACUAAUCUUUUCAGGUGAAAAGAAGAUGGAGUAAACUCUCAGGAAAUAGGUUUAAUUUCUCAUGAGACUCUUUUCCAGAAUCUGGUCUUACUAUUGUCAGAGUGUUCCACCUAACAGGUUUGAAAAUAUCCUCCAAAAAGUUUCUUUAACCAGGCUAAGUUACCUUUGAAAAAUCCAAUUUAAACAAACAAAACAACCUCCCUCAAAAGCGGUUUACAAAUCUUCAGACAAACAGAUGUUAAAAGAAUGUAAACUAUAUCCAGACUGAGAUCUUGACUUGGCCCUAAUCUGGGGUAGGACAAUACUCAGACUGUUUAGAAAAUUAAAAGUAGUAGAAGCACUAAUGCUAUUUAGAAAGAAUUGAAGCAACUUACUAAUGUGAGUUGCUCUUCUCUCUCCUGCUUAUUAAUCCUGGAAUCUCUUUCUGAUGGCAAAGAAAACCCCUAUACUUAAAAUUAAUGCAUCCUAUUAGUGAAAAAUGGCUAGAAUUAUAGGUCUUAUUUUUCCUGACGGGCAAAAUAAGGCUGCAGUCUAGUAGCUGGUAUCGACGUCACUGUUACAAGGUGCCCCUUUUCAGGGUGAGGCAAACAGACCUCUCCCCCUUCUGUUCCUUUCCCUUCAAUUUCCAUGCUGGAAAUCCUCGCUUUUUCAAUGGAGUUGAAACUUCAUCCUGCCUCCCUCUUCCUCUGCUUUCCUGCUGCCCUCUUUGCCCUGACUUGUUCUGGGGGCUUCCAGCUCAUGUUGAGGUCUCAGCAGUUUUUAUAUUCUUAAGCGUGGCUGCUUCACUGGAGCCUCUGCCUGGCCUAUGACCAAUAUCCCUAGUGUUUACUGCCUCCUCCAUUUUGUGUCUGGCCUAUAUGCUCGAAGGGUAUCCAAAAGAUCUGUUUAAAUGAGCAUUUGAUAUAUCGGUGAAUGACAACAUGCUGCAGAAAACUGAGGCAUAGGAAUAUUUGAGCUUUAAAAAAGCACCCCUGAACUCUUGGCUUUUCUUUGUUUGGAGCUGUAUGGACUUGGCUGCUCUGGUGGACUGCUUUGGUCACCUUCCAAUCUGUAUCUAGUUCUGAGGUUGGAGAACUUUAACUAGUUGUUAAAGUUGUUAACAAGAUUGUUCUCUGAACAAUCAUUCCUAUUUCUGUGUCUGGAAUACUCCUGUAGGUGUCACUAAGCUUUCUUGUUGGCCUCCAUAUAGAUUUGUAGAGGCAGUUUUCCCCACUGAUUUUUUGGCUUGCAUCCUACUUUAGCUCCUGUUUGCCUCAGAAGUAAGCCCCGGACUGUAGGAUUUCCUCCACUAGGCAGCACAGAUUCUCUGUAACAUCUGUUGCUUUUUGUCAGCUCUCUGCUUUCAGGCUGGCACUGUGCAAGCCCAAAGGAAGCUCUUGGUGGUUUCCUCACACCCUCUCCACCUUAAACUGUUUCUUUUUUCAGUGGUGGCUCCUACUUCUUUACAGUUACAAUGUGAUGUAAUGCAGCUUCUUGAUAUUGCUUCUUAAUUUUGGUUGAAGAUCUUGCUAAAUCUGCUUUUAAAGACUCAAGAGUCUGAUUUACAGCUAUGGUACUCCCUCACCAAUGCUAAUUCAGACUCCUGUCUCCUUUCCCAAUAGCUGCCCUCUUUUGAGGCCCUUGCAUGUUUCCUUCUUCCUUGCUAAGCCAGACGCUUUUUUCGUUACUUGCAUCUCUUUCCCAGUUGUUGUGGUGAGCAACAUUAUCUAAUAAAAAACUUGAUUUUCAGUUCUCAAAAUACCUAAGAGGCUCCUGAUCCUUUAUUUGUAUUUUCUUAUUGAAGAUUUGGGGUGGUGAAAUCUCUUAAAUCAAUUGUUCCUGCUGCCAUGUAGCAUGCGUGAUACCUACUUUGGUUGAGAACUUGGUGGAGCAGCUACCUUCCUCUUCAGAAGAUGCUGGUGCAGUAGGCACCUUUAAUAGAUAUAGAUAUAUAUAUAUAAUCUACUACUUUUCUGUUGUUAAUCUUUGCUGAUUAACUGUUCAGACAGCACUUCUCCAAAGGCUGUUGGCAGCCGGGCUUGUCAUGCAGUUUGGAGAAAAAAGUGUGACUAAACUCUAGUUUUGAGGGAGGACAAAAGUUAACUUAUAACAAUGCUGACGUGACACUUAUUUAAACUUUCAGUUUGUAAGGAAUCUGAAACUUUUAAGAUAAAGAUAGUAUUCCCUCUUUUUGCCUUACCCCACCCAGAUUAAAUUGUGGCAUGGCUGGGUAUGUAGCUAUGCAGAUUUACAUGCAGAACUCCAAGAAGAAAAGCUAUCCAUCUGUGUUUCAGUAACUCAAAAGUACAAAGAAGUCUUAACUGUGAGUGAACUGUGAAAUGUGGUUUUUGUUUCAUCAAGUCAGUGGUUUCUGUUUCUAAAGCUCGUGCUAGGAGGUAGCCAUUUUGUUGGAAAGUGAGGUAAUUUACAGCAAGGAUGGAAAAAAUCAGGUGGGGAAGCUUCUUUGCAAGAGGUCAAACUUCAUGUAAAGCAUUUGACUUGUUAGCAUCUGGUGAUGCUUCUGAUUAUUUAUUUUUCUUAAAGCACAUUAGAAACCUUGUUAGAGAGUUCUGUCCUUUUAGUGGUGCAGAACAGUUCAGCUCGCAGCAAGAUGGCUGACUUCACUGUUAGGCAGAAAAGCCAAAAUUUUAAUUCGCUUAGGUAUGAUGACAUGGGGCUGGCUUCGUAUUGUACUGCCAAAUGGAAUAGUAAUAUUUUUCCUGGGUAGUUGCGUGAAGCAUACACCAAGAUCUUUGUUAAACAGAGUUAGGCAGGCGAAAGGUAAACGUCAAUUUUAGUUCUGGUCCAAAUAAAAGUAAAAGGAUACUGCGGGUGAAGUGUCAGAUUUCUGAUGUUGGCAGACCUGGGCAUGUAUGUUAAUGUACAUGAAAAGGUCAACUUGAUGCUUUAAUGAGAAUUGAUUAAUAUGUACUUGCUUUAUUCUGAAAACAUUUGUGUCAUAAGUGCUUUGUUUUUCCAUCACUGCUGGAUGAACAAGUAAGAAAUUAUUUAAAUGAUUAUUUUGAUGUGUUUAUUGUCAGGGUUGCUUUACAUGGAACCACGACUUCCAGUGUUCCGUCUACAUAUUCCUUGCCAGAAAUCCUGACCUUUUAUUUGGGUUUUAAGGUUCCAUCUGCUUAUUCUUUGCCUGUAGGCAAGCAUAUUUCUGGUAAAACCAAAAUGCUACAUUACAAUAGGAGACUCUGACUUGGAUAUUGUUCCGUGAAACAGUUGUGUCCUUCAAGAGGAGGACAGGGUAAGUGCUCUUCAGUUUUAGUUGCAAACUCAGCCCUGGUGAGGCCACACCUGCAGUACUGCAUCCAGUUCUGGGCUCGUCAGUACAGGAGAGACUUGAACACACUGGAAAGAGUCCAGCAAAAGUCCACUAGGAUGAUUAAGAGACCAGAGUGAGCCUCUUAUAAGAAAACGUUGAGAGAGCUGGAACUGCUUAGCCACGAGGAAAGAAGGCUUGGGGAGACUCUGUCAAUUGCAGAUAAAUAGCAGAAAGGAGGAUAUAAAGAAGAUGGUGCUAGGAUUUUUUCCUUGGUGCCCAGCAAUGAGACAAGAGCCAUCUGGAUCUAGUCCUAGGCCACUGGCUCUAGGUGGUCCUGCUUGAGCAGGGAUGUUGGACAAAAUGUCACACAGGUCCCUUACCAUCUCAAUGAUCCUGUGAUUCUGUGCAGUUUAAAGAGCCAUCCUGGAAUAGUGAUCCCAAAAAUGCCUAUAUGCUGAUUCCUACUCCAGAUAAAGAUGAUGAUCCAGUUGGUGUUGAUUACUCUCAGUUUCCUCACCUAAGUCUUGUUCGAACUAGAGCUUCACCAUUACCAGUUCUUGGCUGGGCAAACAGAGAUGACGUUUGGAAAAACAUGAUAAAAAAAGAGGAGAUGUAUGUGAGGGAUAAAUUUUAUAUGCAAAGGCACCCUCUCCUGCAACCUAAAAUGAGAGCAAUCCUUCUAGACUGGCUAAUGGAGGUUUGUGAAGUGUACAAGCUUCAUAGAGAAACUUUUUAUUUAGCGCAAGAUUUCUUUGAUCGGUUUAUGGCAACACAACAUGAUGUUGUAAAAACACUAUUGCAGCUUAUUGGUAUCUCUUCUUUAUUCAUAGCAGCAAAGCUUGAGGAAAUUUAUCCACCAAAGUUGCACCAGUUUGCCUAUGUUACAGAUGGAGCUUGUACAGAAGAUGAAAUCCUCAGUAUGGAAUUGCUCAUUAUGAAGGCUCUCAACUGGAACUUAAGUCCACUGACAGUUGUAUCAUGGCUGAACAUUUACCUGCAAAUUGCAUAUUUAAACAAGCUUUAUGAGGUAUUGCUGCCACAAUAUCCACAGCAAAUAUUUGUGCAAAUAGCAGAGCUCUUGGAUCUCUGUCUGCUGGAUAUUGGCUGCUUGGAAUAUACAUAUGGAGUGCUUGCAGCUUCUGCUUUGUAUCACUUCUCCUCAUCUGAGUUGAUGCAGAAAGUUACAGGUUAUGAAUGGCGUGAGGUAGAGGAGUGUGUAAAAUGGAUGGUUCCGUUUGCAAUGGCUAUAAGGGAAGUAGGAAGCUCCAAACUCAAACACUUCAGAGGUGUAGCUCCUGAAGACAUGCACAAUAUACAGACACACAUAAAUGGCUUGGAUUUGCUGGACAAAGCUCAAGCAAAUAAAGCUAUGUUGUCUGAGCAGAAUAGGACCUCACCUUUCCCCACUGGUGUCCUUACACCACCACAAAGUAGUAAGAAACAGUCUUCUGGACCAAAGCCAAUAUGACUUUAGAAACAGUUAACAGAGUGUUGAAGUGCCUAUUCUGCUGGUUCUAACUCCUGCUCCAAUAUGGAAAUGCUGUCAGUAAAGUUCAUAAGCCUUUAUAGAAUCUGAAAAAGAAACCUUACUUUUUUUCAUGACAGAAGAAAUUUUCUAUUUGAAAUAUUUUUAUUGAACAUUAAAAUAUUUUAAAGAAGUGGAUCAAGUAUACCAGCCGCUUAAAAGAACACCGAAGAGUGCUCCAGAUGCUGCUACAGAGGGUGAUGCUUGAUGUGACCAACUGUUCAGGAAAAGGGUUUGAAGUUUAGAUUAGUUACUGUGCCUGUUUGUCCUUUGGAUAAUCUGCAGUCAGACUGUCCCCCGUUGACAAACAGGCAAAAAGUGCAGUGGAAGACAAUGUUUCAAAGCCUCUUUCAAAUGGUUGGCUUACAACUUGAUGCCUUUUAAAAACUCUUUAUUGUAAAUGCUGCUAUGUCUCUAUCCAUUUAGAAUAAAAAUGCUGUCUAAGACAGCUGGGUUUAUGUAUAUUCCUAUUUUUCUUUUAACUAUGGUCGGCUAAGUUUUUUCAGAUUGUGACCACUAGUAGUGUGGGAGUUGGGGAUCAAUAAUGUAGUAACUAUCUCUUUAUUUAUUUACCACUACUGCUUAUCAAUUAAAACUUCCUUUUUGGAUACGAAGAUAAAAUGGUCAUGUUAGGCUACUUGGAUUUCCCUUAGCCAGAUGCAGGUGGCUAGGGAGGGGAUAAUAAACAUGACAAGUAUAUGGGGAAUGCUUCCACAGCACACUUCCUAGUAAUUAGCGUACUAGGAAAUUCUUGAAUCGGAUUGUCUGCAUUUUUAUGCUUAAUAGCAAGAAAUGAUCAGUAGGAGAAGCUUAUCUUUUCUUAAAACAUAAUCAUUUAAACAUUGGGAUUUUGGCAUAGUCUUUGACAAUUAUAGCCUUCUGUGCAAAGCUGAGUUGUGGAAUGGUGUGUGCCUUUUGACAGGAGGAGUUGUCCUUCUUGACUUUGCAAGAUCUGAGAAAUAACAGUAAGAUGUUUUCUGAAAGUCACAGUUCUGGAGAGAAGAGUAGAGAAAUAGAAGAUUGGUUUUCUCAUGAUGUUCACUUUGAAGGACUGUUCAACACUGAAAACUUCUGUGAGAGUACCAGGAUUCAUCAUGUUGUCCUGAAGAUAACUUAAAUGCUUGAACACUUUCAAGAAGCUCCUGUUCAUUUUUAUAAACAUAGUUCCCAGCAAGGCUGCUUUUUAUUAUUUUUAAGUUAUUCUCCCUUUUGCUCUUCCCUGACCCAAUAUUCUGUCAAAUGUUAAAGCUUUAAGGUAAUAAAAAUGCCUAUGGUAACUAAUGGUAA
Molecule: messenger RNA, 8704 nt
Organism: Strigops habroptila (Kakapo)
Lineage: Eukaryota; Metazoa; Chordata; Aves; Psittaciformes; Psittacidae
Gene: CCNE1
Product: cyclin E1
Exons: 9
Coding region: 6344-7360 (338 amino acids)
Biological process (GO): regulation of cyclin-dependent protein serine/threonine kinase activity; G1/S transition of mitotic cell cycle
Cellular component (GO): nucleus; cytoplasm; centrosome
Molecular function (GO): cyclin-dependent protein serine/threonine kinase regulator activity
Source: RefSeq, a predicted model, not a curated record